Sinocyclocheilus anshuiensis is the source of this 627-nucleotide messenger RNA. Its product is annotated as LYR motif-containing protein 4B-like. Gene Ontology annotation, cellular component: mitochondrion; L-cysteine desulfurase complex. The record is from RefSeq and is a predicted model, not a curated record. The coding region runs from base 46 to 321 and encodes 91 amino acids. Gene Ontology annotation, biological process: iron-sulfur cluster assembly. NCBI's taxonomy places the organism in Eukaryota, Metazoa, Chordata, Actinopteri, Cypriniformes, Cyprinidae. The transcript is spliced from 3 exons.
GCUGUUCUUGGGUCCUUGCGUUGAACUGACAGCUCUGUUUCCAUCAUGGCGGCGUCCAGCAGAGAGCAUGUACUCUCACUCUACAGACUGCUUCUGAAGGCGAGCAAGACAUUCCCCUCUUACAAUUAUAGGACGUACGCUCUACGGCGGGUACGAGAUGCCUUCAGGGAGAACCGGACAGUGGAAGACCCAAAAGUUGUGGAGGAGCUGCUGAACAGGGCCCGGGACAGUUUGGCCCUCAUCCAAAGACAGGUGUGCAUAGGGAAGAUGUUUGCGAUCCAGAAGACGGUCGUUGAACAGGAGGAAAAGAAGAGCGAUUGAUGUGGCGUUGGAGCGACGGUCAGGUGUUCUCUGGCUGUGCAGGACUGUUGCGGGGUCGAGGGUCUUCAUGUUUCCUCUUCAAACAUCUGCAUCAGGGUCGAUCCCACGUCCACUCCUGUUUACGCACUCAUUUAAGAUUCUGUGUGCCAUGAAAUUAUAUAUAAUUGUACAUAAUGUAGUAUUUUUCAUGCUUUUGUGGUUUACAUGUUACAAUAAAUCCAUGUCAGCUGCAUUCGCUUGUGUGGGUUUUCUGAGUAAAUGGCUGUUUUCAUUGAUCUGUUCCUUAAAGGUUGGUUUCACAGAGGG